GCAUAUUUCAUUGACCAAUUUGAAAUGCUUGCCGACAAAAGUUCCUCUUCUCUCUGUAAGAAAUUACUAAAACAUUCUGAAAUAAGAUUUAACCUAAAUAGACAUUUUAAAUUGAAAUUUAUUAAAUAUUUGGUUUUAAUGACGAGAUGUAUAAAACGUGGUUCCUGUUUGUAUAUGUAUUUUACUGUUUUAUUACAGUCCUUUUAUCGGAAAAAUUUCAUUGCGAAAAUACUCCACUUAAAAGCUGCAAUUUGGAAAUAAGUGCCGGAUUAAUUCCGGUAAACAGAACUCAGCUCGUACAAUUCUGCAUAGAACUCUUUAGGUACAGAAGUUGCAUUAUAUUGAACGAAUUCAAGGCGGAAGAUUUCUGUGGUUGGCCUCUUGUUAUAGAAAAUGCUGGAGCUUUACUUAAUGAAGUUUGUUAUAACGAUUCUUCAUUCACUCAGAUGUAUUUCGCAGCAGCUCCAUGUCUUAAAACUGUAAUAAACUAUCAUGAAAAAGAUUGCGAAAUGUGGACAGAUCUUGUUCUUGCUGAAAUCAGCAAACACCAAAAAUAUGAGCGUAUAAAAGGCACCAGUUCUGAAGAAUGUAUAAGGAGCGUUUGCAUGGCCGAAUGUUACAGAAUAUAUUUGUUAGAAGUGUGUGGAAGUAAAGCAGGCUACGUCUACCAUGAAAUUUUGGAGAGCGUAUCAUUUUAUAUGCUGAAAUGCAGGUAUCCUCAACAGUAUCUCAUAGCUUUCAACCUAGUGGCACUUAUUCAACAAAAUUUUAUGGAAACAGGUCAUAUAUCUCUAAACCAACCUGCCAUGCCAUGAAACCCUAAUAUCCAAUUUGUAAAUUUUAAUAUAUUCUGAGUAAUCUUAAUAACUUUUAGAAACUAAUUGAUUUUAUAAUACGUUGGCCUUCAAUAAAAGCGAUUGUAUAUUGUAUUUAUUAUGU
Molecule: messenger RNA, 939 nt
Organism: Argiope bruennichi
Lineage: Eukaryota; Metazoa; Arthropoda; Arachnida; Araneae; Araneidae
Exons: 5
Coding region: 147-815 (222 amino acids)
Source: RefSeq, a predicted model, not a curated record